Molecule: messenger RNA, 1403 nt
Organism: Medioppia subpectinata
Lineage: Eukaryota; Metazoa; Arthropoda; Arachnida; Sarcoptiformes; Oppiidae
Source: the annotation of a GenBank genome assembly
AUCCACACUCGCACUGAAGACACUGUUCGGAGCACUGAUUGAAUUAAUGCUCGUUUACUGUGUAUUGAAAGGCAAUCAAUUGAAAGAGUAUUCAGUGGUUUCUUCGGACAUCUCGUCGACCAUCGGAUCCAUGGCUGAGACCCAGAGUCAGGCGUAUUGUCUCCGGCGGGCGAACCACAUGUCAGACAUGAUUGAGUCCUUCGACCGUAUGUUCAAAGACGAGUCGAUGACUGACUGCGCCCUCAUGUGUGCCGAAGGACACGCUCUCAAAGCCCACCGUAUGAUCCUCUCCGCCAGCUCUCCCUUCUUCAGGACUGUCUUCGACCAGAUGUCCAAUCAGUGGCCAAACUAUCCCAUGGUUUACCUCAAAGACAUGCCAAUGGCUGAUCUGAGAGCCAUCAUUGAGUUCAUAUACACCGGCGAAGUGACUGUCAGUCAGGAACAGCUCGAGUCAGUGAUCCGGUCGGGCGAAGCGUUGCGUAUCAAAGGUCUCGUCGAUAUCGAUCACCGCAGAGACAACGCCUCCAAAACUGCGACAACCAUUUCCAGGAGAAAACGCCGGCGAAGGCAUCGACGCAAGUCUGCCGUCACUGAAAAUCACAAGAAAGACACCCAAAACGAGGCCAACAAUGAAGACAACAAAGACGCGCAGUCUUUAGACGAAUCAAUGAGUGAGUACUCGGAUGAGGGAGAGAGCGGUGAGUCAGUGGUGGAGAUGGCAACUGAUUUGAGUGGUUCCCGGGCUUACAAUGAGAGCGUCGGCGCCUCCGAGGAUGGCAUCGAACCCUCACGACUGCUCGAACAGUCUAUGAUCACCGGAGAUACUCAGGAAAGUAAUAGUAUUAACCAAUACUCUACUUCUUCGACACCUCAUCUCAUAGCUAACGUCGAGGCAGAAGAUGUAAAGCCCGUGAUAUAUGACGAGCCAAUUGCUCUCAUAUCGUCGGCAUUAAGAGAUGAGUGUAACUCCGAUUCACAACAUCUCAAUAACAACACAAAUGAUAGCCAAGAAUCUCAUAAUUUCGACACAUCGGGCGUACAAUCCAUUGCCGGCACGAGUCGUUCAAAUCACUUUGGAUUCAAAGACAAACGUAGAUCAAAGUCGGCGAAGAAAGGGCUACUCUCAAGACUGGGAUCUCAAUCGAUGUUUCACAUGCGUCAGCAGCGGUUCCACUGCCAUAUAUGCCAUCAGGGAUUCACUGCUAAACGCAAUUUGCAGCGACAUAUGCAGAUUCAUAACUAUUAUAGAAAUAAGUUUGAGUGCGAGUUAUGUCAGCGACAGUUCUCUUGGAAACACACACUUAAUAUUCACAGAGAAAAAGCACAUAAUAUUAACCCAUAGCCAAACAUUACCACACAAUUCAUUCAAUUUGAUUACAUUACAUAAUAUUAUUAUUAAUUUG